Molecule: messenger RNA, 1487 nt
Organism: Neopsephotus bourkii (Bourke's parrot)
Lineage: Eukaryota; Metazoa; Chordata; Aves; Psittaciformes; Psittacidae
Gene: SERPINH1
Product: serpin family H member 1
Exons: 5
Coding region: 189-1406 (405 amino acids)
Biological process (GO): negative regulation of endopeptidase activity; collagen fibril organization
Cellular component (GO): endoplasmic reticulum
Molecular function (GO): serine-type endopeptidase inhibitor activity; collagen binding
Source: RefSeq, a predicted model, not a curated record
CCCGGGUCCUCAAUCCGAUCCUCCCCUUCCUCCCGGAGCGCUUUUGAAGAGGCUUUUCCCAACUUUCCAGAAGUUUCUUCCCGACCCCUUAUAUACCCCAGUCCGCGGGACCCGGAGGUGCACAGGGAGCCGCGCAGGGCAGCGCCCCAGCCCGCAGGUCCUCAGAGGCGUCGGGUGCUGCUGAAGCCAUGUGGAUUAUCCUGGUCCUUGCUCUCUGCGGCCUCGCUGCUGCCGUGCCCUCGGAGGACAGGAAGCUGAGCGACAAGGCAACAACACUGGCUGACCGCAGCACCACUCUGGCCUUCAACCUCUACCAUGCCAUGGCGAAGGACAAGGACAUGGAGAACAUCCUCCUGUCCCCCGUGGUCGUGGCCUCUUCCCUUGGCCUCGUGUCUCUUGGGGGCAAGGCCACAACUGCAUCCCAAGCCAAGGCGGUGCUCAGUGCGGACAAGCUCAACGAUGACUAUGUCCACAGUGGGUUAUCCGAGCUCCUGAAUGAGGUGAGCAACAGCACAGCCCGGAAUGUCACCUGGAAGAUCGGGAACCGCUUGUAUGGCCCGGCCUCCAUCACCUUUGCUGAUGACUUUGUGAAGAACAGCAAGAAACACUACAACUACGAGCACUCCAAGAUCAACUUCCGAGACAAGAGGAGCGCCCUGAAAUCCAUUAAUGAGUGGGCAGCCCAGACCACGGAUGGGAAGCUCCCAGAGGUCACCAAGGAUGUGGAGAAGACUGAUGGAGCCCUCAUUGUCAAUGCCAUGUUCUUCAAGCCUCACUGGGAUGAGAAGUUCCAUCAUAAGAUGGUGGACAACCGUGGCUUCAUGGUGUCCCGUUCCUACACCGUUGGGGUCCCCAUGAUGCACCGUACAGGUCUCUACAAUUACUAUGAUGAUGAGACAGAGAAGCUCCAGGUGGUGGAGAUGCCACUGGCUCACAAGCUCUCCAGCAUGAUCUUCAUCAUGCCCAACCAUGUGGAGCCUCUGGAGAGGGUUGAGAAGCUGCUGAACAGGGAGCAGCUGAAGACCUGGGCUGGCAAGAUGAAGAAGAGAUCAGUGGCCAUCUCACUGCCUAAAGUUGUCCUGGAAGUCAGCCACGACCUUCAGAAACACUUGGCUGAUCUGGGUCUGACAGAAGCCAUUGACAAAACCAAGGCUGACUUAUCAAAGAUCUCUGGCAAGAAAGAUCUUUACCUGUCCAAUGUCUUCCAUGCUGCUGCUCUGGAAUGGGACACGGAAGGGAACCCAUACGAUGCUGACAUCUAUGGCCGAGAGGAGAUGAGGAACCCCAAGCUCUUCUAUGCUGACCACCCCUUCAUCUUCAUGAUCAAGGACAGUAAAACCAACUCCAUCCUCUUCAUUGGCAGGCUCGUGAGGCCCAAAGGAGACAAGAUGCGUGAUGAGUUGUAGUUGGGUUGGGUUGGGUUUAUCCCCAAGAGCUUUGGUUUGUGUGUUUUUUAGUGGGGGGAUUUCAAAAAAGGGGAAACACUA